CACGCCCCCUGCGAGGAGUUUCCCAAAACUCAGCGCGGCAGGCCUCGGCCGCGCUAAGAUGGCGACUCCCAUGCAUCGGCUCAUAGCCCGGAGACAAGCUGAAGCAAAUAAGCAACAUGUAAGAUGUCAGAAAUGCUUGGAAUUUGGACAUUGGACUUAUGAAUGCACAGGAAAAAGAAAAUACCUACAUAGGCCUUCAAGAACAGCAGAACUAAAGAAAGCUUUAAAAGAAAAAGAAAACAGAUUAUUAUUACAGCAAAGCAUUGGAGAAACCAAUGUAGAAAGAAAGACCAAGAAAAAAAGGGCUAAGAGUGUAACCAGCUCCAGUAGCAGCAGCAGCGACAGUUCAGCCAGUGACUCCUCGUCGGACAGUGAGGACACGUCUACCUCAUCCUCCUCUGAGGACAGUGACACCGACGAAAGCUCCUCCAGUUCCUCCUCAUCAGCCUCCUCCACCAGCUCUUCGUCCUCUUCCUCCUCCGACUCCGACUCCAGCUCUUCCAGUAGCAGCAGCACCAGCACAGAGAGCAGCUCUGAGGAUGAGCCACCAAAGAAGAAGAAGAAGAAGUAGAGUGGCCGCAGCCGGGAGACUGAUGCUCUGAGACGUGGCAGGGUUCUGCAGAGGGGUUCCCAGGCGCCCGGCCGGCUCAGCGAACAGCUCACAAGACACAGAGUUCAAGUUUCCAAACGUUUUAUGUUGUCAGAGCAUAAAGAGUGUUAAUAAUGGAUUAUAUAGAGAGACUUUUUUAUGUUAAGGGGGAAUCUUGUUUUUCUUUUUUAUCUUAAGUAUAUAUCUCUAGAACUUAAUCAAAGCUGAAAUCCAGUAAAUCUGCUUUUGUGAUUAAAUUUAUGUUUUUCCUCCCUGUGGGAUAAAUGCUGUCUUUUGUUAUAUGUUAAUAGUAUGUUUUCAGCAUAAUACAUCAGAAUAUCUAUCAAUGAAUUUCUAAUGUUUUUGGCGUGUGUUACUGUUUAAUACAUUGUUACGAUGAGCUUGGGAAUUUCCUACUGUUGAUAAAUGUGUCCUUUUUUAUGUUUAUGUUCAAAAAGUUAUUCUGACUUUUUAUCCUAAAUGAUUAGUUCAAGAAGCCAAUUAAUAUAUUUAGACUUUUUGAAAGCUGUGAAGUUGGAAGUUGUGGUUUAUCAUUCAUUCUUCUGGUUCCUAAAGUUCAUAGAAUUACCUCUGCCAAGGAAAAUCAUUGCAAAAGGACAAAAAGGGACAAGAAAAUCUGAAACGACUUGAGUCUACUCUUGGUGCCUUUUUAAAAAUUCAGUGUAUUGGAAAAGAAAGCAACUAUUCAAAAGCCUAAUUUAAGUAAAAGUACCAUAUAAACACAUUUGUGUGUUAGUAUGCUUUAGGGCUCCCAUCAAAAAGGGUGAGGAAGGAGGGGAAGAAAGGUCAUUUUUGCAUAAAAGGAGGGCAAUGUUGGCUGUCUUUUAUUUUAAAAAAUUUUAGACACUUGUAAAGAUUGCCUUUUGCCAUUUUGCAAUUAUGAUAGUGUACAUUAACUGUAUGUCAAUCUACUAUAUAAAUAUGAAUGACUAGGACUAAUCUUGUGUGUUUACACAGCAAACACAAGGUGAAAGGCUGCAAAGGAGAUUCUGCAAGAUGUUUCUUAAACAAAAUACUCUUACUGUGAUGUGUAAUCGCUCCUAAUGUGGUUUCACGUCACAUUAUUCUGUGAUAGCUUUUAAACUUUGUAGAAAGAGGUAUAAUUUGUAGAAAAAUCUUGAUUUGGGUUAAAUACAAGUUUUUAAAACUAUAAAUGUUGUCUUUUUAUAUUUUUAUAAAAACAGUGGAAAAUACUAUUGAAUAAAAUGGGCUUCUUUAGA
Lepus europaeus (European hare) is the source of this 1830-nucleotide messenger RNA. RefSeq names its product zinc finger CCHC-type containing 10 (gene ZCCHC10). The transcript is spliced from 4 exons. Gene Ontology annotation, molecular function: zinc ion binding; nucleic acid binding. The record is from RefSeq and is a predicted model, not a curated record. The coding region runs from base 59 to 571 and encodes 170 amino acids. NCBI's taxonomy places the organism in Eukaryota, Metazoa, Chordata, Mammalia, Lagomorpha, Leporidae.